AUGGAUUUGCCUUCAUGGGCUAGUUUUUGUAAGAUAAAAGUUGUAUAUAAGAAUAUACAAUCCUUGGUAUCAUAUAUAUCUAUAAAGGAUUUUGAAGUUUCCGAACUCAUUCAGUUUAUAUCAGAUGAAAUUAACAUCAAAGGUCAAUUUCAGCUCUUUUUGCGAACACCGAAUACAAUUUUGAAUAUCGAAAGUGGGCAUAUCACUGAUUUACUUGAACACAUUGCAAUAAUUCCAUCUGGUUCAUUCGAAUUACAGAAAAUCGAAACAUUUUUAGAACUCAGAGACACAAUUUUAUAUCCAAUUAAUACAUUUACUAUUCCAAUUUGCACAUUUCAAGGUGAAUUUGUUAUGGACUAUACCGUUAAUUUACAUACUCCAAUUAGAAUCAUAGAUAUUUGCUAUUCACUUUCAAAUAUGUUCGAUGUAGAUAGUGAUCAAUUCAUUCCUUCUACAUAUACAGGUGAAAAGAUCAUAGAAACAAUGCCGAUUAAUUUAAUUUUGCAAAACAAAGUUUAUAUUGCUGCAAAUCUAGAGAAAAAUCAUCUAAAAUCAGCAAGAAAACGUGCAAAUGUCGUUACAGAAAUACUUAAAAACGAAGAACUUUACUUGAAAUCAUUAAACUUGAUAAUGCAGUAUAUAAUACCAUUUAUCAAUAAAUAUUCGAUACUUAACACCAGAGUUGAAACAAUCUUUGAGUCAUUCUACAUGACAGCAAUGAUUAUUCAUCAAGAUUCAUUAAAAGCUUUCCAAGAAAAUGGAACUUCUUUCUUUUCUACGUAUGGAACAGCUCUUCUAAAGUUAGCAAUGGAUCUCAACUCAUAUAAUGAUUACGUUUCUAUAUUUCCUUCAUUAAAAGAUGCAAUUGUUACUCAAAGAGAAAAGAAUCCACAAUUUGCUGCUGAAUAUGCUAAAAUUGAAGCAAUCCCUGAACUCAAUGGCUUAGAAAUUAUAUCAUUAUUGGUCAGACCUGUUCAAAGAGCUCCAAAUUACAGAUCUCAUAUUCUAAGACUGAUUGAAGCAACUCCUCCAGGUCAUCCAGACUACUCAGCGCUAUUCAUUGCUCUAGAGAAGAUGAAUGAUACACGAAGACAGCAAGAUAAAUGUGAACAAGAAGAAAAUUCAGAAUUUAAUUUGCAAAAAGAGCUUCCUGGAUACAAACUCCCUGAUAACGAGUUCUAUGUAGACUCUUACAAGGUCACAUCUGCUGUUGGUGCUAACAAAAUCUUUGUUUUGUCAAGUAAUUGGUUCAGAAUUUUAAGUCCGAGUUACGCUGACAUCUACAAAUUCGAAUACAUAGACACAAAUGUCAGACGCGUUGGAUCAUCAGUGUUUAUUUCUCAUCCAACAAUAAAGAAACCAAUAAAAUACAUUUUCGAACAAGAAAAGUUCGCAAAAGAGUUUGAUGACGUUAUGCAAGAAACUUCUCAAUGGAAUGGUCGUAUGAACUCUGCUCAUGAGCCAGGUUUGAAAUGGAAAAAGCUUUCAAUUGCUCCAAUGAAAAUUCAGAGGGCUUCGGCGGUUUUUCUCAAUGAAAAAUUUUACGUCAUCGGAGGUCGUGAUGAAUGUGGUAUUGUCUCGAAUAAAAUGAUGAUUUUUGAUGGACAAUCAUGGGCGGUUGAGGAACUUCCCUUCCCUGCACGUCACGAUUUAGUAUCGUAUUCCGAAGGACAAGCAUUGUACAUGUACGGUGGUGAAGGACCGUCUGGACAAUUAUCCGACUUCUGGGUCUAUCAAGAAGGAGAAUGGAAAGAAUUACCUGGAAUUCCGGAACUUUGCGGUUCUGGCUUAGCCAUGUGCGGGUGGCAUGGAACAGGCUUGAUUCUUAGUGGUGGAAGUCCAUUCAAGACUUACUACUUUGACUUUGAGAAGCAAGAAUGGUCACGAAUUUGCGAAAAAUCUCCAAUCCCUGACUUAAAGUUCCAUUCUAUGCACGAGCUUAACAGAAGAGUAUAUAUCGUAGGUGGAAAUGACAAUUCAACUACCUACGUUAUGACUUCUUUAGCCCUUGGCUGGAUAGAAUUUAAUAUUCUUGGAAUCGAACCAACACCGAGAAUUGGACAUAGCUUAUUUGUUGCUAAAGAGCACAUCUGGCUCUUUGGCGGUGCAGGAAGCUCUAUUCCUUUCUGUUUGGCACCAGUUGGACAGUGGUUUGUGUUUAAGAAUGAAUAUCAGUUCCCCAAAUCGAUAUCAUUUGCAUCAGUAGCUAUAUCUGAUAAUAAUAUAUACGUAUUUGGAGGAAGAACUGAUGAUGGAAUCUCAGAUCAGUUGUAUACACUCGAAUUUUUGAGAACUAAUGUAAUUGACAGUGAUUACCUGCAAUCUGUUUGUAAUUAG
Molecule: messenger RNA, 2337 nt
Organism: Trichomonas vaginalis G3
Lineage: Eukaryota; Parabasalia; Trichomonadida; Trichomonadidae
Product: Rho guanyl-nucleotide exchange factor protein
Exons: 1
Coding region: 1-2337 (778 amino acids)
Molecular function (GO): guanyl-nucleotide exchange factor activity; protein binding
Source: RefSeq, a predicted model, not a curated record